CAGAUCCUUGCUGCUUCCUUGGCCCGUGUCAGUGCCGAGGAACGUAAGGUGGGUCAAGAUAACUGGAGGGUUGCUGAGGACCCCUUCAGCUCAAGGAAGUGGUGGCAUACCAGGCUGGGCUAGUCUCUAUGGUUAUGUCCAUGGGGGUGUGUCAGUUUAAACCUAGCGUGGGAGUGGUGUGGCACAGACAAAUACAGGCAUAACAGAGCAACUGUAGCGUCAGCUGAGAAGAAAUGGCAUCAGCAGGUCCCACUCCAACCACCGCUUCAGCACAGCCCGACCUGCCGACUGGAACAGCCGUGUUUAAAACAAUCCCCUAUGUGUUCAUGCUACCUGAGAUAGUCUGUGGGGCCUGGGUCUGGAUCCUCGUUGCUGCCACCUCCGUCUCUUUCCCACUGCUGCAGGGAUGGGUGAUGUACGUUUCCGUAACCUCCUGCCUCCUCUCCCUGCUGCUCCUUUUAAGUUACCUCUUUGGAUUUCACAGAAACAAUGAGAACUGGAGAGUGCUGGACAGCUUGUACCACGGGGCCACAGCCAUUUUGUAUAUGAGUGCUGCUGUCCUGCAAGCCAAUGCAACCAUCAACUCUGAGUCGCGCCUAGACUCACUGAUCUACUACCAACUCAACAGUGCUGCAUCGUUCUUCGCCUUCAUCACAGCCUUCCUGUACAUCCUUCAUGCCUUCAGCAUCUACUACCACUGAGCCCGGAGGAGACAACCACCUUUGCAACCGCAAAGCGGCAGCUUUCCAAGAGCGAGAAAAGCACCUGUUCUCAGCAAGGAUUUCCCUGCCCUAACACUGUAUUGUACCCCGUGGAGAUGAUGGUUGUUUUUGUCACUGCACAGAAGGAGGGAUUUUUGUAUGGUGGUGUCAUGUCUGUGUGGUUAUGGGGGACAUUCUCACCUGGCCUGUGCACUCUGCCUCCUUGCAAGGGGAGAUGUUCAGCUGCUCAUGGCAUGGCUGGUACCCUCUCUGAUAGCUGCUACCCUUCCCUGGCCCAGAGCAGCUGUGAAACCAGCCCUGACAGACAGCGCUGGUCACACAGGAUGCUGCCAGACACUAUGGCUGGAUAAGGGGAAUUGGGUGUGUGCUCCGAGCUAGCUGCUGUCCCUGGUAUCCCACUGAGCCCGACAAAGGCCAAGGAGAUGCUUUCUUGGUGCUGGGUCAAGCCCCCCACUCUGAUUCCAGGCCAGGAUUAGGGCAGAAAAUGCCCCAUGCUGCCCACUGGGGCAGCACUGGGCUUCCCUACUCUGCCUUGGUCAGGUCCCUGUGCCUUGCCCUGCAUCCCAGACCUGCUUCCCAGGCACCACAGCAACCUCGGGCAGGAUCCUGGCAGAUGCAGAGUAGAACUGUGUUGCUGCAGCAAACCUGGCCUCCUGCCAGCGCUAGUGUCAUGUACAGAGCAAGUAAGUAAUAUAUCUCCGUACAGCAUUUAUUCAUUCUCACUAUCAAAUGCAGCCCUGCUGCCAUCUAGAGGUCUGUGCAUUGACUCUCUGGCUUAGAGAGCUUAAUGCAGGCCCCUUUGAGCACCCUUGGGGCCUUUCUGACACAUCCCAUGGAGGCUGUGGAGGUCUUCUAAGCCCUGCAAUGAUCCUAAUGCAUCUCAGCGAUGCUCAUUGUUCAGACAGGUUUUCUGAUCCUCAGAACUGUGCGGGCUCAGGCAUGGGCCAGAGGCUCCCUUCUCCUUCAGGUCAAAUACCUGUGGAUGGAUGUUGUAUAAAAUAGGGCACAGAUGGCAUGGGGCUAACCACCCCUGCCCCAAAGCAAGGGCUGUCUCUCACCUAACGUACUCAGGAGAAAGGUUUGUCUGACCCUGCAGCCUUCCCCAGGAACCUGCCCCACUGCUUCCUCCAAAACAAACAAAAAAUUCCCAUUGUCUUCCUUUCUUGCAGUUGAUGCCCCAAAUCUCUUCAUGUCCCUUGGGGAAAGGGCAGCUCUUUAUUCCCUACAGCAUUCUCCUUGGUGCCUCCUGCAAAACUCACCCAUCAUGCUCCCAGCCUAAGGGAUCUGCAUCCAACCCUAAACGACCCUGUUAGGCCGAGGGUGCCGGCUUGUAGUGCCUUGCCAUCGUGCCCGGUGCUGCCCAGGGUGCUUCGUCCUUGCUGUGGAGCCGGGGCACUGGCUGUGGGGAGUGGAACAGCAGGAAGGCUGAUGGGAGGCUCUGGGUGAGAGCUGACAGGGUCAGUUCCCGUUAUUGGAGCUGCACAUGCUGUGCAGACAGGGCUGGGGAGAAGGCAGCUGCAUCAUCUGCUCCCAACACUGGGGCCAAGUCCUGAGGCUGGGGGCAGCUGUGGAGCCAGAAGUGCUGUAUGUAGGGCCUGGCCAAAAUGGGUGCUUCUUUCAGACAGUCACUGGUGUGCGGGGAGUUAACAUGUAUUGCUCAUCUCUGGCCUUCAGACCCAGAAUCCUGUAACUUCGCUGGGCAUCUGAGUGAGUUCGUUAGAAAGAAACGUGUACUCCAUAUUAUAGAGAAGGUAAAUGACUCCUGUGGGGUCCAGGCUAGAAAAGCAAAUAAAACAAAAUGGCUUGGGAAAUCUCAUUA
Struthio camelus australis is the source of this 2541-nucleotide messenger RNA. The record is from RefSeq and is a predicted model, not a curated record. Lineage: Eukaryota; Metazoa; Chordata; Aves; Struthioniformes; Struthionidae.